AUGAAGCUUUCAAUAGCAUCCAUAAUCCCGACGCUGCUGCUGGGGCUGUCGCCGUUGACAUGCGCCGAGAAGAUUCUCACGUCGACAUCGCUCAACCCAUGCAUGACCAACAGCAGCUUUUCCGCUUCCCUCUUCGAUGUCGCAUUUACACCGCAGAACCGCAGCAUUGUCUUCGACGUCGUCGGAGUUAGCAGCAUUACCGGCAACGUCACAAUAGAAUUGUUCGUCAGCGCGUAUGGACUGCAGGUCUAUAAGACAACCAUCAAUCCCUGCGACUCGAGCGACUUUAAGGGACUCUGCCCGAUGAAUGAAGGCCCAAUCACGCUCAACAGCAACUUCGACGACAUUCCGGCCAAAACGCUCGCGCAGGUUCCGGGCAUCGCGUAUACGGUCCCAGAUCUCGACGCUAAAGUGCAGGUAUACUUCAACUCUUUGGCUACCGGCAAGGCAGUUGCUUGUGUCGAAGCCGAGUUGUCCAAUGGCAAGACUGUCUCGCAAAAAGGCGUAGCAUGGGUGAUCGCCGUCAUUGGCGGCCUUGCCCUGGUCGCAUCUGCCAUCACAUCUGGUCUCGGUCAUAGCAACACUGCAGCGCACGUGGCCGCCAAUGCCAUGGCACUGUUUGGUUACUUCCAAGCGCAGGCCUUCAUCGGCAUGACGUCCGUAUCCUUGCCUCCGAUCGUCGCGUCUUGGACUCAGAACUUUGCAUGGAGCAUGGGAAUCAUCCGAGUGACCUUCCUCCAGGACCUCGCUACUUGGUACCAGCGCGCAACCGGUGGAACCCCGACUACCGUUCUCUCCRGUCUCAGCGAAGCUUCUGUUCGCGUUGAAAAGCGAGGUCUGGACGCUGCCUACGGGCUUGCGAAGCGUGCGAUUUCUGGUGGCAUGGCUCUUGUGGCGCGCUCCAACGCCGGAUCGCAGUCCACGGAUACUUCCACGUCUAUCACCGUCAGAGGCAUUGAGCGUGUCGGAUUCCGCGCUCGCAUUGAGAUUUCCAACAUCUUUAUGACUGGCUACGUCUUCUUCAUCAUUUUCGUCAUUUUCGUUGUGCUCGGAGUCCUCAUCUUCAAGCUGAUCUGCGAAGGACUUGUCAAGGCUGGUCGAAUGAAGGGUGAGAAGUUCCAGGACUUCCGCAAUGGCUGGACCACUGUGCUCAAGGGAAUCCUCUUUCGAAUCGUUCUCAUUGGAUACCCUCAAAUGGUGGUGCUCUGUUUCUGGGAGUUCACCAGGAUCGAUUCUCCGGCGGAGGUUGCACUGGCAGUCUUCACCAUCUUCACAAUGUUGGCUGUUCUCGGCUGGGCAUCGAGCAAGGUCAUCCGACUGGCACGCCGUAGUAUCGCGAUGCACAAGAACCCGGCUUACAUCCUCUACUCGGACCCCGUCUCGCUCAACAAAUGGGGAUUCCUUUACGUUCAAUUCAAGGCCACGGCGUACUACUUUAUUKUCCCUUGGUUGGUCUACAUCCUGGUCAAGGGCCUCUUCAUCGCCACUGCCCAAGGAAGCGGGGUAGCGCAGGCUGUUGCACUCGUUGUUAUCGAGGCUGUAUUCCUGAUCACUGUUUGCGUGSUGCGACCAUACAUGGACAAGAAGACGAAUGGGUUCAACAUUGCCAUUUGCGUGAUCAACUUCCUCAGCGCCGUUUUCUUGCUGGUCUUCUCCGGCAUCUUUGGGCAACCUGGCAUCGUGACUGGCGUGAUGGGCGUGGUCUUCUUCGUCUACAACGCCAUAUUCUCUCUUGUACUCCUGAUAAUCGUCCUGAUCGCCUCUGUGAUCGCCAUCUUCGCGAAGAACCCAGACACCAGAUAUCAGCCAAUGCGUGAUGACCGCGGAAGCUUCAUCAAGUCGCAGUCCCAGCUGACUACCGAGCUGGAUGCGCUAGGUGCCACUGCGCGCGGCGAGUCCAAGCACGGUUUCCACACCACAAAGGCUGGAGUAAGGAUUGACGACGACGAUGAUUCAUGGUCCGGUGAAAGUAGCGAUCGAUCCAAGGAACGCGAAGCCACUGGCUACACCGGGUAUGGGGACCCACCACGGAGUCCAAUCCACACAACCACACCCGGACUCCCGUCUGACAAUGGGAGUGCGAGGCAUCUGCCUCCCUUUGACAGAAGUGCCACCGCCAGUCCAUACGCUGACGGUGGCCAGCGUUCCUUUCGAGCCCAAACCGCUAGCCCAAGUCCCUGGCAAAGAGGAGCCGGAUAUGAGUAA
Ramularia collo-cygni is the source of this 2205-nucleotide messenger RNA. RefSeq names its product related to DUF907 domain protein. Lineage: Eukaryota; Fungi; Ascomycota; Dothideomycetes; Mycosphaerellales; Mycosphaerellaceae. Gene Ontology annotation, biological process: fungal-type cell wall biogenesis; transmembrane transport. The record is from RefSeq and is a predicted model, not a curated record. The coding region runs from base 1 to 2205 and encodes 734 amino acids. The transcript is spliced from 3 exons.